This is a messenger RNA of Ilex paraguariensis (yerba mate), 1153 nucleotides long. NCBI's taxonomy places the organism in Eukaryota, Viridiplantae, Streptophyta, Magnoliopsida, Aquifoliales, Aquifoliaceae. The record is from the annotation of a GenBank genome assembly.
AUGGCUACAGUUUUUGGGUGGUCUAAUGCUCAGCUGAGCGCCACCUUCUAUAGCAACUCUUGCCCGAAUGUGUCAACUGUGGUGCGUGGUGUCUUGGAGCAGGCUGCACGGAAUGAUGUUCGAAUUGGUGCCAAACUCAUUCGCCUUCAUUUCCAUGACUGUUUCGUCAAUGGGUGUGAUGGUUCCAUUUUGUUAGACGAUGCGGAUGGCAUACUGAGCGAGAAAGGUGCAGUUCCUAAUGCUGCAGCCGCUGGAUUCGACGUCGUCGAUGACAUUAAAACGGCAUUGGAGAACGUUUGCCCGGGCGUCGUCUCCUGCGCUGAUAUUUUGGCCAUUGCAUCUCAAAUUUCUGUUUCUAUGGCUGGAGGCCAAUCAUGGGAAGUUCAAUUGGGAAGAAGAGACAGUCGAACAGCAAACAUAGCAGGGGCUAACCGUGACAUUCCCGGUCCUUUUGAUGGCCUUAGUAAUAUUACUGCCAAGUUCUCUGCUGUGGGACUUGACUCCACUGAUCUAGUUGCUUUAUCUGGUGCUCAUACAUUUGGGCGGUCAAGAUGCUUGGCUUUCAGCAAUCGUCUGUACAAUUUCAGUGGCGACGGAAACCCCGACCAGUCCCUCGAUGCGACGUACUUGGAAACGCUGCGCCAAGCAUGUCCCCAGGGAGGAAAUGGAGGCACAUUGAACAACCUUGAUCCCUCCACUCCUGAUAGCUUUGACAACAAUUACUUCACAAACCUGCAGAACAACCGUGGGCUUCUUCAGAGCGAUCAAGAGCUUUUCUCAACUCGUGGGGCUGCCACUGUUGCCAUUGUUAACAGGUUUGCUAAUAGCCAGAGUGACUUCUUUGAUAGUUUUGGUCAGUCCAUGAUCAAUAUGGGGAAUAUAAGGCCAUUAACAGGAAACAAUGGAGAAAUCAGGUCUGACUGCAAGAGGGUUAAUUAAGUGAUAUUGUUCGGUGAAUCCGGUAUGACCUACCUCAGAUUCUGCAAUGGUUAAGUCUCGUACAACAAAUUAUUUUCGUGUUAGGGAUGUUGUAAGAGUUUUUUUUUUUGGUUUUUGUCAAAAUUGAAGUAUGUUUAUUGGGUUUACCAAUUUUGUUUAGGAGAAUAUGUGAUCCAAGUGUAUCAAUUGAAUUAGAUUAUCACAUCGAAUAAAG